Molecule: messenger RNA, 1869 nt
Organism: Hemicordylus capensis (graceful crag lizard)
Lineage: Eukaryota; Metazoa; Chordata; Lepidosauria; Squamata; Cordylidae
Gene: ENOSF1
Product: enolase superfamily member 1
Exons: 16
Coding region: 179-1519 (446 amino acids)
Biological process (GO): carbohydrate catabolic process; amino acid catabolic process
Molecular function (GO): magnesium ion binding; L-fuconate dehydratase activity
Source: RefSeq, a predicted model, not a curated record
GUCCGCGUUUGCUCGGCUUCCUUCCCGUUCCAGUCGCUUGUCGGAUGUCAACACCCAGGAAUGCUCCGUACACCAAUCAGCAUUAAACCGAGCUCAGGAAGAGCCUGGGAAGGGGUGGGCUGUAGCUGCUUCCUAAGUUAACUAGAGCCUUCGCCUGAGACUGAGUGUCUUUGCAGCGAUGGGCAGAGGGAGGAUCACGGAGCUGACCGUGAGCGACAUCCGUUUCCCCACAUCUUUGGCCCACCAUGGCUCUGAUGCUAUGCAUCCUGACCCAGACUAUUCUGCAGCCUAUGUUGUCAUAGAAACUGAUGCUCCUGAUGGACUCAAAGGUUAUGGCUUAACAUUUACACUGGGCAAAGGCACAGAAGUGGUUGUCUGUGCAGUCAAUGCACUCUCUGUUCAUGUGGUUAAUAAAGACCUGGAUGAAAUAAUUGGCAAUUUUCGAGGAUUCUACAGGCAGCUCACCAGUGAUGGGCAGCUCCGAUGGAUUGGUCCAGAGAAAGGAGCUGUGCAUUUGGCGACAUCUGCCAUUCUAAAUGCUGUCUGGGACUUGUGGGCUAAACAGGAAAGAAAGCCUCUCUGGAAGCUGCUAGUUGACAUGGAUCCCAAACAAUUGUUGUCUUGCAUAGAUUUCAGGUAUAUUACAGAUGCACUGACAGAAAAAGAAGCUUAUAUGAUACUUCAGAAUGGUCUGACAGGGAAAAAAGAGAGAGAAGAACACAUGUUAAAAUACGGCUACCCAGCUUACACCACAUCGUGUGCCUGGUUAGGCUAUCCAGACCAGCAACUGAAACAGCUAUGUACUGAAGCGCUGAAGGAUGGAUGGACCAGGUUCAAAGUAAAAGUUGGAGCAGAUCUCCAGGAUGACAUUCGAAGAUGCAGGCUUGUUAGACAAAUGAUUGGUCCUGAAAACAUACUGCUGCUGGAUGCUAACCAACGAUGGGAAGUAGAAGAAGCCAUAGAGUGGGUCACUAAACUAGCUGAAUUCAAACCACUAUGGAUUGAGGAACCAACUUCCCCUGAUGAUAUUCUUGGACAUGCAACCAUUUCUAAGGCUUUAACACCAUUAGGGAUUGGUGUUGCUACAGGAGAACAAUGCCAUAAUAGAGUGAUAUUUAAGCAGCUCCUACAAGCUCAAGCCUUGAGCUAUGUCCAGGUGGAUAGUUGCAGGCUGGGAAGCGUCAAUGAGAACUUGUCUGUGUUGCUGAUGGCCAAGAGGUUUCAAAUCCCUGUUUGUCCUCAUGCUGGAGGGGUUGGGCUCUGUGAGUUGGUACAGCACUUGAUAAUAUUUGACUACAUAUCAGUAUCUGGUAGCCUUAAUAACAGGAUGUGUGAAUAUGUAGAUCACCUACACGAACAUUUCAAGUAUCCUGUGACAAUCAAAAAUGCAUCUUACAUGCCACCCCAGGCAGCUGGAUAUUCCACUGAAAUGAAAGAAGAUUCUGCAAGGAAAUACCAGUUUCCACAAGGAGAAGUCUGGCAGAAGCUCUUAUCUGAACAUAAAAUACAGCUGAAAUAAGCUUAAACCCUAGGAGUUUUCAGGCUGAAGAUUAAACUUCCCAGAGCUAUUUUUACAACUGCAAGUAGUUGCUUUUGCUGAAUCUACAUGAAAAUUUCAGAUUCAAGUAUGUGUUUAUGUAAGCUAGGAAAAGCUUUAAUCAAAAUAGAUUCAGUCCCAAUUAUAGAACUUUUGAUCAGUUUAAGGAAAAAAAUAGGAACCUUUUAAUACUUAUGCUUAAGGGAUACGUGAUUCAUUUUUCCUGGAGCUUUUCCAGAAACUGCAGGAUUAUAUAAUGAAAAAGAUUUUACUUUUCUCUGUGUUGUCUGCUAGUUUUAGAAGUUUCAAAUAAAAUAGCUGGAGGACCAAAA